Molecule: messenger RNA, 1034 nt
Organism: Galeopterus variegatus (Sunda flying lemur)
Lineage: Eukaryota; Metazoa; Chordata; Mammalia; Dermoptera; Cynocephalidae
Gene: EXOSC5
Product: exosome component 5
Exons: 7
Coding region: 1-777 (258 amino acids)
Biological process (GO): poly(A)-dependent snoRNA 3'-end processing; nuclear mRNA surveillance; rRNA catabolic process
Cellular component (GO): nuclear exosome (RNase complex); cytoplasmic exosome (RNase complex); nucleolus
Source: RefSeq, a predicted model, not a curated record
AUGGCCUGUACGCAAGCGCAGCUGGUGAGCGGAAGUGCCAAUCCUGGUCGCACGAGGAGUGUCGGACUAUGGGGCCACACCGUGUAUACUGACGCCAAUAUGCGCGCUGAACCUGGAAUAGAGUCUAGCCCUCGGGGCCCCGGCUGCAGCCUUCGGCACUUUGCCUGCGAACAGAACCUGCUGUCCCGGCCGGAUGGCUCUGCUUCUUUCCUGCAAGGUGAUACCUCCGUCCUGGCAGGUGUGUAUGGGCCAGCCGAGGUGAAGGUCAGCAAAGAGAUCUUCAACAAGGCCACGCUGGAAGUGAUCCUAAGGCCGAAGAUCGGGCUUCCUGGCGUAGCAGAGAAGUCCCGGGAGCGGCUGAUCAGAAACACCUGUGAGGCGGUGGUGCUGGGAGCGUUGCACCCGCGAACCUCCAUCACCGUGGUGCUGCAGGUCAUCAGUGAUGCUGGCUCUCUCCUAGCCUGUUGCCUGAAUGCUGCCUGCAUGGCAUUGGUGGAUACAGGUGUACCCAUGCGGGCUCUCUUCUGUGGGGUCACCUGUGCCCUGGACUCUGAUGGGACACUUGUGCUGGACCCCACAGCCAAGCAAGAAAAGGAGGCCCGGGCAGUCCUGACUUUUGCACUCGACAGUGUGGAACAGAAGCUGCUGAUGUCUACGACCAAGGGACUCUACUCCAAUGCCGAGCUCCAGCAGUGCCUGGCUGCAGCUCAGGCUGCCUCGCAACACGUCUUCCGCUUUUACCGGGAAUCCCUGCAGAGGCGUUACUCCAAGAGCUGAGGCAAGCUGAGGCAAGCUGGAGCAGGGUGCCCCUCCCACUGCCACCACCCACCACCUCCAGCCUCAAGUAAACCAGCAGCCAGUCUUGCCUCUCUGUCCCUGUGUGCACAUGUGAGCUUGUAGUUCUGUAGCUGCAGGGGCUCCUGCUGAGGAGGACAGAAACCUCAGCCCCUGACAGCCCCAGGCAUGGGGGCAUGACCUCCCCCUCUGCAAGGAUAACAUUAAAAGGAGCUCAAUUUAUUGAGUAAAUGAGUCAA